CCUCAAUACGUAUCAGUUUUCCCCAUAUUUUCUGCAUUUACACAAGCAUUAUGGAGUUAAAAUGCCAAGUACAAAAUUACGAAUGGGGAAAAAUAGGUAGUAACAGUACUGUAGCGCAGUUAGCUAAAAAUUACACUGAAAUAGAUGAUAACGUUCCCUAUGCUGAAUUAUGGAUGGGGACACACGUAAAUGGGCCUUCCAUUGUCAAAUGCACAGGUGUACAUUUAAAGGAUUACAUCAAAGAAAAUACUUGUUUAAUCGGUGAAAAAGUUGUGGAGGUUUUUGGAGAAGAUUUGCCUUUCUUGUUUAAGGUUCUGUCGGUUAAUAAGGCUCUGUCCAUACAGGCCCAUCCUGAUAAGCAAUUGGCAGAAGACUUACACAAAAAAUUCCCUGAUAUCUAUAAGGACGAUAAUCAUAAACCUGAACUAGCCAUUGCAUUGACCCCAUUUGAGGCUUUAUGUGGCUUUAGACCUGUUAGUGAGAUUAGAAAUUUUGUUGAAAAUAUACCAGAGUUGGGCAAAAUUAUAGGGGAUCAAAUAAAGAAUAUUUCAAAUGAUGAUGAAUUUUUGAGACAGGCAUUUAUUGCUGUUUUAAGUUGUCAAAAGGAUGUUUUAGAGAAUGAGUUAAAUAUUUUUAUAUGCAGAAUACAAACUUUAGAUGCAUGCACUAAGGAUUUAAUAAUGGCGCCUUUAAUAGAAAAUCUAAACACACAAUUUCCCAAUGAUGUUGGGUUAUUUGUGGUUUAUUUUUUGAAUUAUGUUAAACUUCAGCCUUCAGAAGCCAUGUUUUUAGGAGCUAGUAAACCUCAUGCUUAUUUAUCUGGUGAUUGCAUAGAAUGCAUGGCAUGCUCUGACAACGUUGUGAGGGCUGGUUUUACGCCGAAAUUCAUAGAUGUCGACACUUUAACGUCAAUGUUGAUUUACAAGGGGGAAACCCCCAGGGAUAUUUUGUUUUCCCCUGAAGAAGAGGACGAUUUUACCAAGCUGUAUAAACCUCCUGUACCUGAUUUUGCUGUGGCGCAAAUAAAAGUUCCUAAUAAUGUUAAUUAUAGUACAAUUAAGAGAGUCAGUGCUAGUAUUUUGCUGGUUAUUUCUGGGGUUGGCAGUACUAACACUGGUGGUACUUUGGAUAAAGGCACUGUACUUUUUAUACCUGUCAAUGAAACUUUGACAAUAACUGCUGGAGAUGACUUGAUUAUGUUUCAAGCUUUUGCUAAUGUUUAAAAAUUGCUUAAUAAUAAAAUAAUAUUUCAAAAAGGUUAUUUAUUAAAAAAAUACAAAUUCUGUUAACAAAAUAAAAACAUAGUCAAUAUGUUUAAUUAAAAUAAAGCAAAAAACAUUCCAACUUAACGAAAUAAAAACCAGUUACGUUAAACUUAAAAAUACUGCAAAAACUUAACCUCCAAUCACGUCGUUUUCGUCGACGACAACCAAAUCCUCGUCCAUCAAAAUCUCGUGCGCGGAAUCGUCCGAGUUUUCGCGACUGUACACGAAAACCUCCGCGUCCGGGUUCAAGUUCGACGGCUCGCCGACAGGGUUGAAAAUGUUCAACCUUUUCGUUAUCUCGUCGUGCAUCUCGGUGUUGCCGGAUUUCUUCGCCAGUUCGGCGGCGAACUCCAGCGUUUUUUGGUCCGUGCGCCUGUACAGAAUCAUAGCCGCCUUCUCGUAUUGAUUCAGGAAAAUGUAGCUGAAAUAAAAAGUAUCGAA
Molecule: messenger RNA, 1706 nt
Organism: Brassicogethes aeneus
Lineage: Eukaryota; Metazoa; Arthropoda; Insecta; Coleoptera; Nitidulidae
Source: the annotation of a GenBank genome assembly